Messenger RNA from Egretta garzetta (little egret), 4555 nucleotides. It is a transcript of the gene BORA, whose product is annotated as BORA aurora kinase A activator. The coding region runs from base 15 to 1817 and encodes 600 amino acids. Gene Ontology annotation, biological process: regulation of mitotic spindle organization; regulation of mitotic nuclear division; activation of protein kinase activity. Gene Ontology annotation, molecular function: protein kinase binding. The transcript is spliced from 11 exons. The record is from RefSeq and is a predicted model, not a curated record. Gene Ontology annotation, cellular component: cytoplasm; nucleus. Lineage: Eukaryota; Metazoa; Chordata; Aves; Pelecaniformes; Ardeidae.
UAUAGCUUAGUGUUAUGGGUGAUACAAAAGAAGCUAAAAUGCAGAUAACACCAGAAACUCCAGGACGAGUCACAGUCCUGAAUCCUUUUGAAAGUCCCAGUGAUUAUUACACUCUUCAGGAGCAGAUUGUCUCCAGUCCUUCAGUCUUUAAAUCGACAAAAUCCUCAUCUACACCAGGAAAAUUUAGAUGGUCUAUUGAUCAGCUUGCUCUAAUAAAUCCUGUGGAAAUUGACUCAGAAGAUGUUCGACGCCAAGCAAUGUAUUUGAGUCAUGCUAGAAUUGAUAAGGAGACAGAAGACAGAAGGCAAAAAGCCAUUGAAGAGUUUUUCACGAAAAGACUCAUAGUUCCUUCUCCUUGGAUUGAACAUGAAGGCAAGCAAGUUUCUCAGUUUAGUUCAACUAAAUCCAUAGAUCUAAACAUUUCUCCAAUUGGAAGACAGCUAACUUUGCAGCCUGGGAAAUGCAAUGCCUCUUGUCAGACAGUACUGUCUUUGCCAGUGGAUUUUAACUUAGAGAAAAUACUAGGUGAAUAUUUUAGAGCUGAUGAAUUUGCAGAUCAGUCUCAAGAAAAUCUGAGCUCUUCAUCACUCAGAAGAAAACUCUUUUUAGAAGAAAAUGGAAGUGUGUCUGAGUGUUUGUCCCCUUCUCUGCGUAGUCCAUGUGGUAGUCAGCCACUUGGAGUGCUUUGUUCAAUUGACAUAUCUCCAGUCCGGUGCAGAAGCCCUCUGGAAACAUCUAGUUCAGGUCAGUUUUCCUCAAGUCCUAUUCAGGGAGGAGCAAGGGCUUAUAGUCUUGGAAGUAUAACGAGUCCCACGUUUCCAGAGGGGUCUCCUGCACACAAUGGUUCUCCUACUUUUUCACCAAUUGCUUUUCACAUAAGAAAGACACCACUGUCAGACCAAAGAAAACUUACAUUUUGUUCUCCAGACAUUCCUUCUUCCUCGAAUAGAAUGACACCCCCAAGUACAAGAAGUCCUUAUAUAGAUGGUUGUUCUCCAAUUAAAAAUUGUUCUCCUAUGAGGCUUGGAGCAUGUAGAGGAACUGCCCAGUAUCAGACUUCUGUCAUUAGAAUACCAAUUGCAGUUGAAAGUCACGGUGAGGAUGAGGAAGACAAGGAAAAUGCUUCUCCAGCUGAAGCUCGGUUCCCAGAAAUGGAUAAUGGAAUAAAGUUAUGUCAGCAAGAUGGUGAUACUUUCUCAUGUGGUACACAUCUCGUGGUAGCAACUGUGUCUAUUGCACCAGAUCACUCGGAAGCUUGUCAUCAAAGGUUGUCGUCAUUUCAGGAUAUAGAAGGCUCAAAGGAAAAUAAUACUGUAGAUAUGGCUGAUGCAGCUGAAGUGUCAGAGGAAAACACUUGGAUAAAAGAAACAAUUGGCAAUAGCAAUGCACCGAUGACCAGCUUUAUGACAGGGAUUACUUUCAGUAUUGAAAACUCUCGCAUGUGCAUGUCACCUCUUGCAGAAAGCAGCGCGAUUCCUUGUGACAACAGUAGUAUUCAGGUGGACAGUGGUUAUAAUACACAGACUUGUGGAAGCAGCAUUAUGGAUACCGCGGGGGCUGAGAACAGUUGCAGAGAAAAUGAUGUGAAUCCUAACGUGUUUCAGAAUAAAUCUCAGCUUCUUAGAACAAAGGAGUGUUCUGUUUUAAGCCAUAAGGACAGUCAGUUGCUGAGAACAAAAUCUCCGGAGAAGCAAUCCUGUUUCCAAAAAGCAAAACUACAUAGUACAGUAUUUGGUCAAAAUGCAACUUGCAACAUUUCGGCCUGGAAACAUAAAAAUGAAAAUCAAGUUCAGGGAUUUCAUAAAAAUGGUAUGUAGUUUUCUGAUGGAGAGCUUAAAUUGUGUUGUCUAAUAAAUUUUUAUAUAUGUGACCUCAAUUACCUGGAUUAUAUAUACUAUUUUGCUUUUUUAAUGCAAAUGUAAUAAAUUGUUAUCUAUUAAGGGAGUUUUUAAAUAAUGCGGGGUUUUUCAGGUCUUAUUAAUUAACAAAUGUAUUGGUAUCAUUAAGUGAUCCUUUUGAAAAUUGAGGUGGCUAGACUUGGUACAAAGAAACCAUAGCAUUUCUUCAGAAUUGUGUUCCUUCUGUGAUGAGCGCAGAUUCCACGAGGAGCCUUGUUUUGAAAGCUUGGACGUAACUUCAGCUUCAAGAGGAAUAUUUUAGAGAGACUGAGCAAACCUAGGGUAACUUGUGUAGGAGCCAAGGUAACUGCAAAAAGACCUACGUCUUAAGGCAUGAGGGAAAUUUUUCUUUGGGGGAGAGAAAAAGGAAAGGAAUGUUAGUUUUGAUUUGGAUUGCUUUUUCCCCUGAUCAGAUUUAUUGUGUGGCUUCCGGAAUACUGGCACUGGGUGCCAAGAAAGAGCCACUGGAUAGGAAUGAACUGCUGGGGUGUGAUGAGAGCAGAGCUGGGUGACAGGAGGGGAGUGUGUGUCUGUCAGCGUCACUUAAGUAACAGCCGUGAAACUCAGCUCUGACUUUUGCAAGGAAAUAAUUUAAUUGGUGCUUCAGAAAUGGGUCCCUGGAAUAUGUGUAUGUUUUAUAGUAGACAGAAAACUGUUAAAAAUGGGUGCUUUGAUUUUAAUACCAGGCUAGUCCUUUUACUUAAGUUUUCCUUGCAAACAGCUGCAUGAAAACUCCAUUCCAGUUACGGAAAUUUUGUACUUUUCCACAAUUAAAAAAGUUUAAUUCUCGUAGUAAUAGAAUAAGCUGUAUGUCAGAAGAAGCCUUUUAGCAGUUCUUCAAGUUUUUUCCUUGGUUUGACAGAAAUCAAGGAAAAGGACAGGUGGCAGAAAUCUCUUAAUAGGCAAAUAGAAUCUCUUCCCCCUAAACAAGCAGUUCUUACUCUUAAAACUGUAUCUGUCAGUUGGCUUUACCGUGUACUUCAGCAAGAUGUACUAUUGGUUACUCUAAAAUUAAAUGAUAGUGUUAUUACUUCAGUAGCUGUGUUGGUACUGAUCUUGAAGUGGAUCACCAGUCCCCACCAGUGUCUCUUCUAAGAACAGCUGCAUCCAAAUUGAUGCUCCAGUUCCCUUUUGAAGGAAUAUGGGAAGGUGCAAGAAGGUUGAUUGGUCUCAGUACAUCAGUAAAAGAAUGGUGCUGCUUUCUUCUAUUAAAGGAAACCAUUACACUUCUAUUUCCUUCUUACAUUUAAUUCCCAAUACUACUCUGUCUGCUUACAGAAAUUACCACAAUAUUUAGAUAAUGACUUAGAAAUAUAAUUCAAUUUUGCAUCCCGCUUACUGCAAAAAAGGAUUAAUAUAAAUAAAUUCUUGAUACUUUCAAGAAAACUGUCAAUGAACAAAAGUAAUGGAAUGAGAAGGGUCUGGAAGCCCAGAACUCCCUUUACCUAAUCAAAUUGGAUUUGGUUCAAUUUGAUGGGAUUUGUUUAAAAUGACCUUCUGGAAUUCAUAAAUGUGAAUGGGGGGAGGAAACAUAGAGUAAUCUUCUAGCCCUGGAGACUAAGAGCUGAAGAAGAGAGAGGGGAGAUACUGAGGUUUCAGGGCUCAGUGUCUACGUGUGGAGUUCUGAAGUAAACUUUGCUGGAUUAAUCAAAAAGGAAAGCCCAUUCUAGGUACGUGCUCCAGGGGAAGCGGCCUUGCUCUCUGUUCAUAGCAAGGAUAUCCAGUCCCAGGAGGACACUGGAUGGAAGUUCUGCUGCCCAUUUUGUUCCACAACCCACAGAAAAGCUUGUAUCAAACUGAUGGACCCUGGCUGAUGAUGGCAUGCUAAGCCUGAAAGAGUUGGUCAGGCCUAAAUUUGAAGGCAACUGAGGACUUUUUUUUUGUUUUGUUUUUUUUUUAAAAAAAUCUCAAAAUGGGGAUUUAGGAAGGGUAUUGCAUAGCAUUAAAAAGCAAGGCGCUAGACCUGAGACUUGUGCACAAGCAUCUUAUGAAUAGAACAGCUCUUGAAGUAUUUUCAUUAAUAACCCACUAGUGAAGGCUUUCUGAAAAUUACACUUGGGGAAACUUCUGUACCAUCAAGAAAGCAUCAUUUGGUUUUAGUUCUCACAGUGCAUAAAUAGUAAUUAAAAAAAAAAAGAUAUUUCUAACCAGCAAACAUGUGUGUUAUUUUUACUUCCAUAGCAAUUUAAUCAGUAUUUCUGUUAUGUGAAUCUGAUUGAUGGUAAUUGAACCUAAUGUCCUGAAUUACCUUUUCAUCAUCUUGAAAAGAGUGCCCUGCUAAAAGCUGGAAAUACGCUGAAUUGGUAACUUUUGAGGGACUAAUUUUGUUCAAGUAGAGAAUGAACAUAAGACUUCUGGAAAAUGAAUUUAUUGAAUGGGUCAUUCAAAACAUUCUCAGCUUUCAUUUGUAAGGUUUGUAGCUCAAAAGCAAGACACAACUGGUCUGAGAUGUAGAAGUUAUGACCUUGUGUCUUUUCUGUUUCUCAUGAUAAUUCUCUCUAACAGUAAUCAAAAGGGUGAAUUUCAGAUUUCUGGACUGUACAAAGGAUUUAUUUUUGCAAGCAUCAUUACUAAGAAUAGCAGUGAUGUUAAUAUAAAGGGGAUGGUGAGGAGAGCAGUGCAAAUUAUGAUCUGUUUCUGGACUGUUUGGCAUGGUA